AUGGACGCCAAGGAACCUCACUUUUCCGCUUCCGAGAAGACCUUGCCCGUGUUGUCUCGGCCGUCGGCUGCGGCUUGGUCGGCCGAUCCGAUCCACUCGGACCCCUACGCAGCUCCUCCCUACGCGGAUCCCAACGUAUCAAACCCUGUCCAGACCCUCCAGACCGCGAAACCCCCAAUACCCAGAGCUCCUCCAGCUCCAGCCCUAGCUCCCGCAGCUACAGGUCCCAGUCGCAUUGCACCCUCCAGAAUUCGCAAGCCCCGUAAGAAUGCCAAUGUUUCUGUGGGGAAAUCCACCCUAUUUUGGGUCAAUAGCGAUCAGCAAACAGCGGCGGCAGGCACAACGGACGAGACCCUGAAGCGGAUUCGAUCCCAUGUGAUGUCCGAGCAUAAUCGCAAGAAGCGAAUGGAAAGCACGGAACAGUACAAUAAGAGCAAAUGGAAGGCGCCUUAUCCACCCCCCGCGACGGAUGCCAGUGCACUAGUGCCCGUCGGCCCUGCCCGCCCGUCGAUCAGUUUGCCUGUUAGUUUAUCCAGGACUCAAAUUUCCGACAAAAGAGAAAUAGACGAGGUUGAAGCGCUUAUAGCAAGCACAGCCGUGGGAUACUCGGCCACGCUCGCCGCAACAUGGGAUGAUAGUGGUUUCAAUGGGACGAUGGCCUACCCUCCUGGACCGUCUGUAUGGUCGUACGUGGGACAAGGAGCUACUGACCCUUUUAUGACUGGGCAUACCCAACUCACAGAGAAUAUGAUGCGGCAUCUGCGAGUCUUCCUCUGGGAUCUCACGCAAGAAGCCCACCCUUUACAGACACGGUAUAAGCCCAAGCUCCAGGCGCACUGGGCGUCAUUGAUCCAACGUGACCCGGCCGUUCUACAUGCAACCAUUUGUAUGGCUUCAUCGAAUAACGCCAUGCAGGCAGGAGAGUUGCCUAUUCGAGAUCCGACUCAAAAGCGGAGCCAAUUGGUGAUUGAUACGUUCCAUCACCGCGGUGAAACUAUUCGAUUGGUCAACGAGGGUCUAUCAGACCCGGUCAAAGCUUCUAGUGAUGCUUUGAUUGCCGCAGUUUCUACCUUGUUGACGAUUGAGAUUGCGUCAGGUAAUCCUGAUUAUCUCAAAAUUCACCUGGCAGGGUUGCGGCAGAUGAUCGCACUGCGAAAAAACUUCCACGAGGUUCCUUCAGACGUCCGGUUUCAGAUCUCAUGGACCGAUAUUCGAGUCGCCUGCAUGGCGCACGCUAAACCUAUAUUUCCCUUUGUUCGCUAUACCCGCCCAGCGCGGUUUUCCCUCAUCCCACCCAACGAUGAUGUAGCUUUGCUUUCCACCCGCCUCUUUCCCUUACUCAAAAUACCCGGCAUCUUCGGCGAAACCAUGCCGCAAAUCAUACAUGAUCUCCUCGAACUAUCCUGGUAUGCCGAAUGGAUCAAAGGCAACACAGGGUACAAAGAGUUCAAUGAGGAGACCGAGGACUAUUUCAAUACAGAAGUUUUGCACGUAGAAUAUCAGCUGCACAUGGACCGAUAUACGGUGACAGGCCAGGUAAAGGGCGACAACAGCAUCGAGGGCUGCACCCGCCUUGCGUUACUGCUGUUCCACAACAGCGCCAUUUGGAACUUCUAUCCAAUGGUCGCUCAGUUGCUGCCCAAGCCGAUCCAGGCCCUGCGCACAGCCCUCGAGGUGACCAUUCCCUCUGGCCUAUUCGCGCUAUGCCGUGACUUGCUUUUCUGGCAGCUUUUCUUAGGUGCAGCUUGCAGCCUGACCCUGCCGUCCGAGCGGGAUUUCUUCGUGUCUGAGCUAGCUACAGCUGCAAGUCUGCUAGAGAUCGGCUCGUGGCAGGAAGCCCGAGCUACUUUGCUAGGAUAUUUCUAUGUCGAUCGCGUUCACCUGCCUAUGCUUCGCCAGAUUUGGGACGAGUGUCAGUUGCAGGUAGCAACCCCAGUCGUAUGA
Molecule: messenger RNA, 1944 nt
Organism: Penicillium paradoxum
Lineage: Eukaryota; Fungi; Ascomycota; Eurotiomycetes; Eurotiales; Aspergillaceae
Exons: 4
Coding region: 1-1944 (647 amino acids)
Source: RefSeq, a predicted model, not a curated record